Molecule: messenger RNA, 1430 nt
Organism: Nicotiana tabacum (common tobacco)
Lineage: Eukaryota; Viridiplantae; Streptophyta; Magnoliopsida; Solanales; Solanaceae
Molecular function (GO): zinc ion binding; nucleic acid binding
Source: RefSeq, a predicted model, not a curated record
CCUAUUUUCAUACCCUUUCGUCUUCUUAAUUUUCCUCUUCAAAGGCCGUCUAAGUUCUGGCUGAUCACAUAAUAAAAAUUUCAAUAAACUUCACAACAACUCAAAGCUGCGAAAAUUGAAGGAAUAUAAAUAAAGAAAAAAGAAAGAUUUUCUCAAAUGGGUCUUGUCACUCUAACUCUCCAAUGCAUGGAUUUUCUAGCUUGGCCGAUACUUGCUCUAGGAUAUCCUCUAUAUGUGUCUAUUCGAACCAUUGAGACUGGCUCCAACUAUGACUUGAAGAAGCUAGUAACAUAUUGGAUCAUCUUUUCUUUUAUUUAUCUGUUCGAGCAAGUUUUUGAGAAUCUUAUUAAAUGGGUGCCUCUGUGGCCAUAUAUAAGAUUAGUUGCUAUCUUUUGGUUGGUGAUACCUCAGUUCAAUGGGGCAUUCUACAUUUACCAAAAUAUUAUUCUUCCAUGUUCGAAAGUAAAACUGCUUGAUGUCAACCUAUAUAAUGUCACUGAAUGGUUUAAUGAGCUAAAGAAAGAUUCAUUUAUCAAGAAAGAGAAGUUUCUGGCUGUAGCAGACAGGUCUUUUGAAGAGAAUGAAUCUGAACGUCUGGCAAAACUUACUGCAAGCAAGCCCGAGUGCAAUGGGGAUGGCCUGGUUUUGGGAGAGAUCGAGGUAAUGGAGUGCACAGCAAAAGGUGAUGCAGCUGAACCAAACCAGGUUGGAACUAUGGUUGAAAAACUAGUUCAGAUUGAGAAGAAAGCAAGUUUAGCUAUACAGGUCUAUGAACCAACCAUUCCAGUAAGUGCUGAAUUGAUCAAAAUCCCAGAGACUCCUUUUGUACAAAAAUUCCAGGAUAAGUGGACUUGUGCAAUAUGUCAAGUGACAACCAGCUCUGUGUUUACACUACAAUCUCAUAUUCGUGGGAGAAGACAUCGAGCUGAGGCUAAGCUAUGGUGCCAUUUCUGUAACUUGAGGUGCUCUGGAGAGAUUGAUAUGAUUGCACAUCUUAAGGGGAGGAAGCACUUGGCAAAAAUUCAAGAAACUUUUGCUGGUGCUAAUGCAGGAGCUUCUUAGAGUAUUUCCAUAUUUGGCUUUUGGUUCAAAUUAGGGCAUACCUAUAGACAGAUUUGUUCUGGUGGUCUAUGUCAAUAGGUGACAUAUCAAUUUAGUAUAUGGAUCAGUUAUAUUCACUGACAGUUUAAGAAUUUUACACCAUCAAUAUAAUAUAACCAGCUGACUAUAGCUAGUUAUUACUACUAUAUUUUCAAGAUAGUGGUCAUAGCAGGUUUGCUAUGAAAAGUUACCUAUUGUCAUAGGUAGACUUAAUCUAUGAUGGUGUGAAAAAAUUCCAAACUGUCAGUGUGCAUAGAACUCAAGCUUUUAAUAUGUAUUAUCUGGUAGCAUCUAAAGCUUCUUAAUGCUACUUAGUCAGCCUUCUGUUA